This is a messenger RNA of Aureobasidium subglaciale EXF-2481, 1499 nucleotides long. RefSeq lists its product as uncharacterized. The record is from RefSeq and is a predicted model, not a curated record. Lineage: Eukaryota; Fungi; Ascomycota; Dothideomycetes; Dothideales; Saccotheciaceae. Bases 263 to 1216 code for a protein of 317 amino acids. The transcript has a single exon.
CCCGGAGUGACGUCUUCUUUGUCUUCUCCUUCCACUGCUGUAAUAUCGAUCCAAUACAAGUUUUGGCGUGAAUCGUCUCCUACUGGGGAAGCACAUAUUAAGGCCUCCUUUCCCCGUCGUUAAACCAGAUCAUUAUCAAGCGACUCACCUCCACAACCAACAACAACAACCACAACAGCCAAUUCCCCUCUUCCAUUCUCCUCUUGCUUUUGAGGAUUAUCCCUUCUUCAGUUCUUCUAUCAAAGUUGAUCCUUCCAUCGACAUGGGUAUCUUCAAGGGAGGCGCUCUCCGUCUGGGCCAAACUGCCCUGUACUUCCUCACUUUCUGCUGUGCUGCCAUCAUCAUCGGCAUCUUCAGUUUCUUCCUUGCUGUCCUUGCAGACCACAACCUUGACAUCCCCACCAAAUGGAAGGCCGUUGAGGGUAUCUCUGGUGUCAUUGCUCUGUACACCAUCUGCACCACUCUCUUGACCUGCUGCUUGGCCGGUAUCACUUUCCUCUCUGCCAUCGGGCUCCUUCUUGACAUUCUCUGCAUGGGUGGCAUGAUCGCUAUCGCUGUCCUCACCCGUCAAGGUGCAAAGAGCUGCAGCAACUACGUCAAGACCCCUCUCGGUAACGGCCUCGCCAGCGCUGAUGUCGCCUACACUGAGGGCAACCACAACUACUCUCCCAACCUUGGCACUGCCUGCAAGCUCAACAAGGCCGUCUUCGCUGUCGCCAUCGCCGGUGCCGUCCUCUUCCUCUUCACCGCCAUCAUGCAGCUCCUCCUCAUGAAGCACCACAAGAAGGAGAAGAGAUUCGGUCCUGGCCCCGACAACGACUACACUGAGGGCACCCCCAAGCGCGGUCUUUUCGUCAGAAAGCCUAAGACUGUUAUUCCCACCGACGACUACGCCGAGAAGGGUACCGCCGUCCCUGUCCUCCCCGUUGGUCAGACCAUCCGUCCUUCCCACGACACCGCCUAUUCUGGCAACACUGCUGUCGGUGCCAACCCCACUGUCAUCCAGAAGGAGGGUCUCACCCACGACGGCCACGCUCCUCACGUUGGCUUCAACCCCCAUGAGCGCAGCACCAUCCCCGCCCCCGUCUCAUCUUACCGCAACGAGCGCAGCGCCGCCACCGUUCCCGCUGUCGAUGUUCCCGUCACUGGUGCCAUCCCCAGUGUUCACGGUGGUUACUACACCACUCCUGGUGUCAACAGCACCCGCGACUUCUAAGCGACUCAAGAGUCGCUUCCCGUCACCCUUGUAUUUCUAACUCGAUACCCUACGACAUUUCCACCGUAUCGUAGCUGAACGUCUUUGUCUUUAUGUUAAUCACGACUGGGCAUCAGCCAAGAACGGCGGCUGUACUUUUAUGAUGAAGAACGAAUUGUCUUUUAACACGUAUUUCCUUUCUUUUCGCUCUGCACUGGUUGGAAAUUAGGGUUGUCCUACUGAGUGUUUACACAAUUACCAGAUACCCCCUAAUAAUACCUAAUCCAAAAUACCUUCAGAACAA